AUAUGUAUGUAAAGAAAUGCCGUCGCUGCACGCGUUUGCCAUCAGAAAAAAGAUAAUCAAAAAAGUAAAGAGUUACGGCAAAAACCUGUUGGCAUUUUUCAUUACAUUUGUUGUUUUUGUGCAUUUAACUUGUGCAAUUGGGCUUAGCCUCCAGCGCUUGCGAAACGGAUUUUCAGUAGGUACACGAAUGAAGUGGAAUUGAAGUGUUUUUCUAUUUGCUUAUUUUGUUGCAGCAAUAAAAAAGGACGGUAAACAACAAAAACGAAAAUAUAUGUACAUACAUAUGUACAUACAUACAUACAAAGAUAUUAACAAAUAAAAGGAAAACAAAUAGAUUUUAAGAAAAUUACUAAAUAUCACAAAAGCUGUGCAACCGUCAAAACAAAACACAAUGACGCGUCUCACCGAGGAAAUGGUCAUUGCCCGCUCAAAGCAAUCCGAUUUGGGGUCCAUCAAAAAACUCAACUGCUGGGGAAGUGAUCUCAGCGAUGUCUCCAUAAUUAAAAGAAUGCGUGGUGUUGAGGUUUUGGCGCUGAGCGUCAACAAAAUUACCACAUUGCAACCAUUUGAAGACUGCCACAAACUUCAGGAAUUAUAUUUGCGUAAAAACAACAUACAGGAUAUUAAUGAAAUCGCCUAUCUGCAAAGCUUGCCUGCUCUCAAGUAUUUAUGGUUGGAGGAGAAUCCGUGCUGUGAUCGGGUUGGGCCCAAUUACCGCCAAACAGUGCUUCGCGCCCUGCCAAAUCUGAAGAAGCUGGAUAAUGUUGAGGUGACACAGGAGGAGCUCGAUGAGGCUUUGCGUGGUGGCGGCGGCGGCAGCGGUAGUGGUUCCGGCGGGACGCGAGAAGAGGAGGACGUGUACGAGGAUAGCUAUGCGCAACAACAGCCAACACAGCGUUAUGAACAGCCUUCACCUCCUCAGCAACAACAACAACAACAACAACAGCUGCAGCAAUCACAACAAAAUCAGUACCCGCCACAACACAGACAACAACAACAACAAGCGGCGUCACAGUACCAACAUAAUUCGUCACCGCAACAAUAUCAGCAGCGCCGCAGUUCGAGUCCAAUGAAAGAGCCCUCGCAACAAAACAGUCCGGCAAAUACAGAGGAAAGCGCCAGCGAGCCGAGCAAAAGCAAUGAGGUAUCGAAACCAGCCUCACCCGCACAGGUAUUUCGUGCUCUCAACUGCAUUCAUGAGCCAGUUGCUGCGCAUACACCUUCACCGAAAUAUAAUUCAUACACGAACGUGAAUCGGUUGUCCUAUCAUCAAAAUGAUCGCUCACCGGGCUCGGAUCAGGAUAGUAGUCCGCAUGUUGGGUACCGGGAGCGUGCGCCUAUCCCACCUAGCAUAUCUACACAAUCGAUGAAGGAAUACUACCAGUCUGAUCGUCCGUCAUAUCCUGCCCAUUACCGUCAUAGCCAAACCGAUUUGACUGAGUGGGAGGAACAGCAGCAGCACAAUCAAUUUGGCAGCACUGCUGCAUUGCAUCAUGCCGGCAGUGGUGGUCCGCGUCGAAGUGAGGUCAGUGACCGUUAUGCUUAUCGGAAUGGCAGCGCGCGUGAAAAUGGCGGCGAUUGGGACGACGCGGAGCGACCGCGAGCCAGGCGGCCCGAUGGACGUUACAGUGACUCAGCUAGCACCGUUUCAACAGCUGUACUUAAUCAUUAUUCGGGCUAUCAUAGGCGCCCCAUAAAUCGGAGUUCGAAUUUGCUAUCGGCAACUUUGUGUCUCGUCAAAGAGCUGGACUACCCGAGCUUAGAGGUGGUGGAGCACGCCGUGCGUUGUCGCAUCGAUGAACUGUCGGCAGACUGAUGAUGAAUGCGCCGCAUGCCGUCCUGUUGAGGAAUGCGGCGGCAACCGUGAGACGGACACGCUGUACAGUUGCCAGUGUCACUUCGAACACACAAAAAAAAAAAACAAAUCUAAAAGAACUGAAGUACGGUCUAACAGUUUGGGUGGUGCGAAUGAAAUUGACAAUGAACGCUCUGGAUACUCACUUACGAAUUGGUGGAAGCAUAUCACCACAAAUUGGCUACGAAUAUUAAUUUUACGCAACAAAUUUCUUGCAAUUAAAUAACUAAGUUUAGUAACAUAAAUACAUACACUUCGGUUGAAUGUUUUUUUUUUUUUUAACUUAUAGAUAAAUGAAGCUAUUAAUGAAAUUAAUUAUUUUUUAACGAACUAGCAUCGAUCGGUUAAUACUCGUUGUAAUUGAAAAAUGUUUAAUUUUUAACCGAGGUGCAAUGAAACGCAAUAAAUAGAAAAUUACAGAAUUGAAUAAGAAAGGCGCUGCCGAAAGAAUAUGUACAUACAUACACUAAUGGAUGAAAACAGAAUAGGAUCUUAGAAUUCAAAUUAAGAAGAAAAAAAACAAAGAAAAUGAAAAAAACAAGGAACAAUGCAUGAAACAGACUUGCCAAUCACACACACAGAUAUAUAAAUAAAUUUAAAUAGCAAUAACUUUUAUAUA
Molecule: messenger RNA, 2474 nt
Organism: Rhagoletis pomonella (apple maggot)
Lineage: Eukaryota; Metazoa; Arthropoda; Insecta; Diptera; Tephritidae
Product: cilia- and flagella-associated protein 410-like
Exons: 10
Coding region: 392-1816 (474 amino acids)
Biological process (GO): cytoskeleton organization
Molecular function (GO): protein binding
Source: RefSeq, a predicted model, not a curated record